AUCGCUGGUAGACUUUCUCAGUACAGAAGCAGGCUUCAUAGGUCCACUUCUAACUCUGAUCUAGAAAUCGCGAACGAAGGAAUCCUCACAAUAAGGUCAGACAGUUACUAUGUAUAACUGGCGUUUACUACUACUUGCGUCUCUCGCAGUAUUCCAGCCAAUUGCAUCCUUCACCGAGCGGAAUCUCGUUGAUGGAAGGCAAGAGUGUUGUGAUCGCCAACCACGAACCUUGCAAAGAGAUACACGGCUAGCCGUCUAUGGAGUUGAUCGUUUUUACAAACUUGGAUCGGAAGAGCGUCGUGUGAACUAUCGCCAAGAAGAUUCAAAAUUGUAUAGAAGCAAUGUUGAUUUUGACAUCAACAGUGCAUCUAUAAGGCAAUCAAUUUUACGAGAAAAAGAUCCUAGAAGACGUGCUCCUCUAUAUCUGAACGAUAGAUCUACAAGAAUUGAACAACGUCAAACUUUAGUUCGAGAAGAACGCGAACCAAAAGCUUUUUCGAAGCGUUUUACUAGGAACUCUGGAGAAAAUGACCGCAUUAACCGUGAACGUACAGAGUUUAGGGUAUCUCGUAUUAUCAGCGAAACGGAUCGAACUACGAAUGAUAACACCCAGUCUAGAACUGACAGUUCCAGACGUAUUUUACUUCGAAGUAUUACAAGAACUGCAGAAAAUCGUAAUAUACCCGAACAAACAAGGGCUCACGUAGUUCCUACUCGCUUCUUUAAUGCUCGAAAUGAGCCACAGAUGUCAAGAGAAGGUACAGAACGUCGUAGUUCUCUUUCACGGUUGGAGUCACGACUUCAAAUAAGUAAUAAUGAUAGAAUUAUUCGUCGAUCUUUAGAACGGCGCACAAGAAAUAUUAAUGACUCCAACUUUCGAUUUGCCUCGCAGACUAACGAUAUGAUGCGACGUGAUGCGAUACGUAAUUCCAACACACAAUCUUUUGACAUUAACCUAAGUAUCUAUCGGAAUGAUCAGCGUAAUGUAAGAAAUUUAGCUGAAUUUGAACGUCGAGCAAUUUCGAGUAAAUUUGAAUCAAGACUAAAUAAUUAUUAUUCAAAUCGUAGAUCCACAGAUCAAAAUGAAAGGGGAGUCGAGGAUCAUAGUCGCAAUAUUGUAACUUCUAGAACAAAUCGUAUUUAUAGUAACAGAAAGGAAUCCCAGGAAAGACGCGAAGAUACCAAAAGAGAACGUAGUGUGGUAAGUGAAGAACGCAGACAUUACAAUCGUGAUGUAAGGCAAUUCAGGGUAAAUUCGAUUGAGACAGAAUAUAGACUAACUAGCAGAAACAAUAUAAGAGAAUCGAAUGAGUAUUCACGGAACGAACGUCGUAUCACCAAUAAAAAUAUGCCUAAUUCAUUAAGGGAUGCAAUGAAAUUUGACCGACAAGCAAAAUCAAAUUUCGACCUUAACAACCAACGCCCCAGUCUCUUAAACCAACGUACAAAAGAAAUUAAUAAUAGGUUUAGUGCAGAUAUUAGAUAUGAAAAUAGGAACUCCAAACAAAGGGAUGAACGAAUUUCAGGAUCAAUAGACAUUUUCCGGCGUGAAACAAGAUCUUUAGAUCGACGAUUCAGGGAAAUCAAUGAACGUCGUGAAGGUACUCCUAUAUUACGAAACAUCGAACAAAUUAGCAACAUCAGGAAAGAAUUUCGAGAUUCAAGGAAGACUGAAAACCCGAUUCUGUUCCAAAAUAGUCGAAACACUGUAGGAGAGACACCAAGAUCCGAGAGCAGGUCCCGAGUAAAUGAAAAUUACUAUCGACGCUCUUCUGAAAGGAGAGAACGUGCAGUUAUUCGAGAAAACGAACACAGAUCUACUAAAACAAACAAUAAAAUACAAAUGAGUAUUGACCGGUACGUGAGUAGGCCUCGCUCUGAAGUUAGAUCUCAAAUGGAACGCGUUCCUCAAGAGUAUAAUGAACUUUCUAAUAGAAUUUACGAAAAUAGACGAUCGCUUAAUGCGGAAGAUCGAGUUCGCAGUAUCACAGGGCCAAGUGAAAAUUCUCGAUAUGAGGCGAGGCAUGAGCGUAGAAAUGUUAAUCGCCUCUCCUAUAUGAAUCAAUAUAGGGAACGUCAACAAAGAGUAAACGAAAAAAGAGGAUCUAGAGAUGAGAUUAGGGCAAACUACGACACACGUCUCAUUAGAGACGAUUCUACUCGAGUGCAAAAGACCUCACCGAUUUCGGAGAAAUUAAUGGAAAGGGAAACAGUUCACAAUCGUGGCUACGGAGGGAAUGAAAACAUUGCUGAAACAAACCAGAACAUACGAGUAGCUUUGCGGCGAAAUGUGGAAUAUAGAUAUAGAACAAAGGAUAUAAUUAAUGGUGACGGUAAACUCGUUUCUCGUUUAGUUGAAUCUGCAAGAAACCGUGAAGAUUUUAUAUCCCUGAUUCGAAACAAAACAGAGUUUAAAGAUCAAGCGUUUGUAUUGAGCUGGCAAUAUUUAUUAUAUACGUUGCAAGGCAUCUACAUCUGUACUAUAAUAAUGCAAAUGCUCUCCGAGAAAAAAUCCGGAGCUAAAAAAGUCAGUUGGUGGAAAGCAGAUUCAUUCAAAGCUCCAAUAAAAGUGGACUAAGCCGCCGAGUCACAUUCCAAGUACUUAUCUAACAUAAUGAAUUAUCUAGAUUUGAUGUUGUAGUUCUACCACUACUACGUGUACUACGUGUAAGAUCUUUUAGGCAUUGAUGUUAUGAUCUCUGUGUUAUUUAUUAUUAGAAAAUAAUAAAUCGAUGUUAUACUUAUAA
Galleria mellonella (greater wax moth) is the source of this 2747-nucleotide messenger RNA. RefSeq lists its product as uncharacterized. The record is from RefSeq and is a predicted model, not a curated record. The transcript is spliced from 2 exons. The coding region runs from base 110 to 2578 and encodes 822 amino acids. Lineage: Eukaryota; Metazoa; Arthropoda; Insecta; Lepidoptera; Pyralidae.